GGAGAGGACGCGGCGGAGGGCAGGUCCGGCAGGGCGCGGUCUUCUUCUCCCGCGGCACCUCAUCUGUUCUGUCGUAGGAUCUCUUCCAUUCCUGCCACAGGGACGCAUUGAGAAGCCAGCCCAGAGGGAGACAAACCGCUGCGGGGACACCCUUUGACCGCCGUGCCCAACAGGCGCAGCCAGACUGCGCACCGCGCGCCUCCGCGUCUGUCUGCAGCGCUUUUCUCACAGCUCCGACACAGAGAGGCAGCUUUGAACCUGCCUGCCAAGAUAAACUCACCUUGGCUAUUUAUGCCCCUACCUCCGCGUGCACUCGGGACAGCGCAGAGCCAGCCGCUCAGGGGACAGGUUAAGGUCUCCGGGUCCUCUCCAGCGGCGCACUGGCCACUUUUACGCGCCGGGAAUGGACACUUUUGGGGACUCCGGAAUGAGUCCUGCUCCGCUACAAUCAUAAAGGCGACUCAAGGCUCCACCGAGAGAAGCACAGCCACCAGCUGGGGAGGGGGGGCAAACACCGGCCCCGGGGCGGAAUGCUGCUUCCGACGCUGGUGACGUGCCUCGCCGGGUGCGCCUUUCUCCUCUCGCCGGUCAGCGAGGGCUGCGGGCCGGGCAGAGGCUACGGCAAGAGGCGGUCACCGCGGAAACUCGCGCCGCUUGCCUACAAGCAGUUCACCCCCAACGUGGCCGAGAAGACUUUGGGGGCCAGCGGGAGGUACGAAGGGAAAAUAACCCGGAACUCUGAGCGCUUCAAGGAGCUCACCCCCAACUACAACCCCGACAUCAUCUUCAAGGAUGAGGAGAACACAGGUGCAGACCGCAUGAUGACACAGCGCUGCAAAGACAAGCUGAACUCUCUGGCCAUCUCGGUGAUGAACCUGUGGCCCGGGGUCCGCCUGCGGGUCACCGAGGGCUGGGACGAGGACGGCCACCACUCGGAGGAGUCGCUGCACUACGAGGGCCGGGCCGUGGACAUCACCACCUCGGACCGGGACCGCAACAAGUACGCCAUGCUGGCGCGGCUGGCGGUGGAGGCGGGCUUCGACUGGGUCUACUACGAGUCCAAGGCCCACAUCCACUGCAGCGUCAAGUCAGAUCACUCCAUGGCGGCCAAAUCCGGAGGCUGCUUCCCCGGCGAGGCCUCGGUGACGCUGGCGAGCGGCGCUCAGAAGCCCAUCGGCGACCUGCGACCGGGAGAGCGGGUCCUGGCGGCGGCGGGCGGCGGCGAGCUGGUCUACAGCGAGGUGCUGGUCUUCCUGGACCGGGACCCGGUCGCCCGGAAGCUCUUCUACACGCUGCACACAGAGGCCGGGGCGCGCCUCUCGCUCACCGCCGCCCACCUGGUGUUCGUGUCCGGGGGGAACUGCUCGGAGGGCGGCGCCCUCGGGGCCGUGUACGCCAGCGACGCCCGGCCGGGGCAGUGCGUGCUGGUGUCGCCGGGGGAGGCGGGUCGGGGGCGCCUGUCCCGGAUCACCCGGGUCAGCGUGAGGGAGAGCAGGGGGGCGUUCGCGCCGCUCACGCAGCACGGCACGCUGGUGGUGGACGGCGUGGUGGCGUCCUGCUACGCGGUGGUGGACCAGCACUCCCUGGCCCACUGGGCCUUCUCGCCGCUUCGGCUGCUCCACAGCUGGACUGGUUCCACUGGGAGCCACCGGGACGGGGUCCACUGGUACUCUCGGCUUUUACACUGGCUGGGCAGGAUGCUGCUGGACUCGGGGCGCCUCCACCCGCUGGGCGCGGCUCAGGGAGACAGGUGA
Molecule: messenger RNA, 1754 nt
Organism: Pungitius pungitius (ninespine stickleback)
Lineage: Eukaryota; Metazoa; Chordata; Actinopteri; Perciformes; Gasterosteidae
Product: indian hedgehog B protein-like
Exons: 3
Coding region: 531-1754 (407 amino acids)
Biological process (GO): multicellular organism development; protein autoprocessing; cell-cell signaling
Molecular function (GO): calcium ion binding; patched binding
Source: RefSeq, a predicted model, not a curated record